GAGGUUCACGGUGCUCUGGCAGGCGUGGCAGUGGCUGGAGGGCCUCCUGCCCGCGAGCUCGCUGCCCCACGCCGCCCUCGUGAGUGCCCUGUCCCUGGGCAGGCGGUGGCAGCAGGCGCUGGAGGUCGCCGGCCACCUGGGGGCACUGGGCGCGGGGGGCCCCGAGGUGGCACGAGCGGCCGUCGCCGCCUGCGCGCGGGGCUCCAGGUGGCAGCUCGCCCUCCAGCUGCUGGGGGAGGCGCGGGCCACGGGCGGCUCGGACGCGCACGCGGGCGCCGCGCGGGCCGCCGUCAGCGCGUGCGAGCGCGGCUCGCGCUGGGAGGAGGCCCUAGCGGUCUUCUCCCAGAUCCCCGCUCCACUCCGCUCGCUGGCUGGCACCGGGGCGGCGCUGAGCGCCUGCCGACGGGGGGCACAGUGGCAGCUCGCGCUCCGGCUCCUGGCCAGCGCGAGCGCCGAGGGCUCGCCCCCAGACCUGGCCGCCUACACCGCGGCGGCUGCCGCGUGCACGGCGGCCUCGAUGUGGGCGACCUCGCUGUCGCUGCUGGCAGCCUGCCGGGCCCGCGCCCUGCGGCCAGAUUGCGCCGCCCUCGGCGCCGGGGUCCAAGCCUGCGCCUCUGGGGCACAGUGGGAGCUGGGGCUCGCGCUCUUCGAGUGGGCCGUGGCCCUGUCGCCGCGCCGCCGCGCUGGCAUCGUCACGCUCAACGCCGCGCUCAACGCCCUGGUGGCGGGCGGGCGCGAAGACGAAGCCAUGCGCCUGUGGCGCCGCGGCCUCGCGGAGGGCGUCUACGGUCUCGCGGCCGUCAUCGUGACCGGGCGGGGCAAGACCCGGCCCUCGGCGGCGCAGGGCGACGUCCGGCGCAGCGCGCUGGCGGCGCUGCGGGAGGCGGGGGUGCGGGCCGUGGAGAGCGCCGACGGGGGCUCCCUGCGU
Messenger RNA from Prorocentrum cordatum, 928 nucleotides. The record is from the annotation of a GenBank genome assembly. Lineage: Eukaryota; Dinophyceae; Prorocentrales; Prorocentraceae.